Penicilliopsis zonata CBS 506.65 is the source of this 1398-nucleotide messenger RNA. RefSeq lists its product as hypothetical. Lineage: Eukaryota; Fungi; Ascomycota; Eurotiomycetes; Eurotiales; Aspergillaceae. Gene Ontology annotation, molecular function: zinc ion binding; DNA-binding transcription factor activity, RNA polymerase II-specific. The transcript has a single exon. The coding region runs from base 1 to 1398 and encodes 465 amino acids. The record is from RefSeq and is a predicted model, not a curated record. Gene Ontology annotation, biological process: regulation of DNA-templated transcription.
AUGGACGUCGGCCAGGUUCCUGUACCUCGGGCUCCAGGUUUACCAUGUUCGAAGGUGCAUCACGACAUGUUCCAAAGGCCUGGCCAAUCUGUGUCUACCCCCUUGAGAGUCGCUAGCGCCACUUCUUUUCCUGCCUAUCUCCAGUUUGUUAUGGAGGACCCGGAGACCAGACACCGAACUUUGAACGACCUGGGGCGGAGAGCACGAGGGGAAGGUAAUAGGAUUUUGAAAGGAAUAGGCGGUGCUUGCCUUUGGUGUUAUCGCAGUAAGGUCAAGUGCGGGCCUGUUCGCCCCUGUCCCCCUUGCCAGAGCGGUAAACGACGGUGCAUUAGAGACCUAUCGCAGUUAUGCUUUUUCCCCAAUGCACGGGACGUUUCUGCUGCCUCUGCUGUGGAUAGCUGGAGGGGCCCGCUCGCAGCGGCUCGCGCUGUCUUGGACGGCCUGAAGGAGAAAUCCGGCCCAUGGCCACCUGGGCAGGAGAUCAUGGUUCAAUUCCGGGAUCUCGAUACCAAGAGAGUCCAUACCUGUGUCUUUGAUAUCUUGGACAUUGCAAAGUUGGGCCAGACUUCCACUUGGACCUGUUGCGCUCCCGAGGAAAAGCUGAUCCGGGCUUCAAUGAAAUAUAUCCCGUUUCUCAACUUGGGCAGCAUUGAUCCCCACGUCACUCCACAGCCACUCAUCAAGUCAGCCUCGGAGAUGUAUGAUCUACUGACAGGAAUUAUCUGCCUGCUGAAUGCCCAGAUUUAUGUGAGCCCGACACAGGCUCGUACGGGAAGAAUGCUCAUGUUCCAAUUAAUCCUCGCCUAUGUGUAUGUCCUAUCGAAGAAAUCCGAUGGGUUCUGCUCGCUCCUAUCGACCGAAAUACGCCGGAGAGGGUUCCGGGAGGAAGCCCUUGAUGUCGUAAUUGAACAAACACCUACAUGUCUCAAUGAUGACUGGGCUGCGGCAGGCUUGUAUUUUCGAGUCGUCGACAAAAUCCUUAGUCUGCAGCUGGAAUUGCCCGUCUCUAUCAUCUUUGAUGAAAUCGUGCUUCACCUGAAAAAGGUCCGUGCCGACCUGUGGGGGUUGUUAAAGGCCCUUCCACAUGGCCAACCGUCGAGCAAAAUGACGACCAGGAACUGCCUGGAUAACCAUAUUCCUGCAAUCCCGGAUGUGCAAGCCUUCGACGUGACACUUUGGCUGGAUUCACCGGGAUCACCUGCACCCCAUGAAGAGCACGCUCCUAACCUUGACUCACAGUGUCCCUAUGCCAUGCAGUCAUUACUUGGUCUGGACUACAGUGACGAUGUGCCGUCCUCUCCUACAGUCACUGACUCAUCGCAGCAGACGCCAUCAGACCAGACCUUGGGCGAGAACGAGCCAGGAACCCCUCUUGGAGACAAGUUCGGCCCUUUUUGA